Molecule: messenger RNA, 636 nt
Organism: Haemonchus placei
Lineage: Eukaryota; Metazoa; Nematoda; Chromadorea; Rhabditida; Trichostrongylidae
Source: the annotation of a GenBank genome assembly
AUGGUGGAAAAGACAGAAAUAUCAAAGGCGUUCACAGAGUCACUGACCCAUAUGGAUAAGUACAAGCUAUGCCUCGACACUGUCUUCGAAGCUCUCUGUGCUGUAAUCCAGGAAAAUCCUUCAUUUCGGAUAGGGGAAUAUAAAACGGACUUGCUCCCUCAUGAUGGACAUGAUAGACACGAGCUCGUUGCCGCAUGUCUUCGAAAUCAAAGCGGUCUUGAAGAUUACAAGAAUCAUAAGACACAAAUGGAAUUAUAUGAUAAGCUGGGUGAGGAACAACGUGACUAUAUUCGAAAAGCAAAACGCUCAAUAGAGAACAUACAAACGUUCAUCAAACAUGACUAUUGGGCAAUUGGAGCCAAACGAACAGAGCUCGAAAAAUUACGAAGAGAAAUGGAUUUUACCAAAGCAGAACUGAAGGCAGCAAAAGAUGCACAGCUGAUUGCUAUAAAAAACAAUCUCCACAAUAUGGCCGUAUCAGCAUUUGAAGAGAAGCUCAGACAGGUAACUGCAUUGGUGGACGAGCUACCGAAAAACAAAGCAACACACUUUGCCGAAUUGGAAGGAUGGGUUAGCUGCACGUUAGAAUACCACCAGAAAAUGGCUCAGUUGAAUCGGGAUGCCGAAAAAGGCUAG